This is a messenger RNA of Odontomachus brunneus, 7942 nucleotides long. RefSeq names its product beta-arrestin-1 (gene krz). The record is from RefSeq and is a predicted model, not a curated record. NCBI's taxonomy places the organism in Eukaryota, Metazoa, Arthropoda, Insecta, Hymenoptera, Formicidae. Bases 1007 to 2533 code for a protein of 508 amino acids. Gene Ontology annotation, molecular function: G protein-coupled receptor binding. The transcript is spliced from 9 exons. Gene Ontology annotation, cellular component: cytoplasm. Gene Ontology annotation, biological process: signal transduction; G protein-coupled receptor internalization.
UCGACUAACUCAAAGUGCAAAUUUCGCUUUAGCGAAAACUUUAUCACAUUAAUGUUACACUGCAAUUGAAAGAGUUAACAUUUGCAUGUAUCGCGCAUGUGUGUGCGUGAAAUGUGUGCAGAGAAAUCCAAUGUAAAUUUUCAAGAUUUCUCAAGGCGCGCCUCUGGAAUAUCACUCGAGAAUAUCAUAUUCGAUGUAAAUUCACUUCGCGUUACACUCUGUCGUAUAUCUGUAACCGAUCGAGAGCACGCGGCAUGUAAACCCCGUGAGUAUAAAUUAUUGCACAGGCAUUAUCGUGUUAAGAAAUAUAUGGCCGUCGAUUGAAAUUGACAUCCAUUUGCCGGAGCGGUUCAGUGCAAGCUCAGCUUUGCCCAACAGAGCUGCCCCGUGUUUUGCCGCGAUCGUGGUUCGAGUUUGGACUGCAUUUUCUACUAAUAGCUUGUUGCAUCUCGGUGAAAUAUCGAAAUUUGCGACUUGUGCGCGUACGAUAAAAUAAAUAAUCUUUUGGUCUGUGCUAUGUAGAGUACGUAAUGAUUUUUUGAAGAGGAAAAGAAUUGUAUGUAUCACAGAGAAAAUAAAAUUAUCAUUGUUGUUGUUGUUAAAUUAGAGUUAUUCGUCUGCUUUGUCUGCCUCUCAGGUGAAGUAAAUUCCUAAGAUUAAAAUCUAUGAUAGCAGAAAGAUAUAACAUGAUUAAUUUCUCAAUUGAAUAACUUGAAUUAUCUCGACACUGUUUUGAAAAUAUCGAUCGAAUUUCAAUACCAGACGCGUUGUCUAGAAAUUAACUAAUCUACAAGAUCGAACUGCCAUACUCGCGUCGAUGAAGGAAUUGGAAGGGAAUAUGAUAAAUCCGAGAGAGCGAAGAUUUACUAUAGAAACGGUAGCGAGACUAGAACACUCAGUAAUUCCGUUUAUAUACAAGUCGACAGACGUGUACGUGUCGGUGUGAAUAUUACACGUAAAUAAACAUAAAUUUUAAGCAUUCGUCAAAGGUUGAUUCUACGAAACGAUGUCGUCGGAAAAAUUGUGUGAAAAGCGCCAGUGGAUUGUCUCGCAGGAAUUUCUACACAAAGCUCCGCCCUCAAAUGAGACCACAGGGACCAGUGCGUUAGUGAACAGUACAAGCUCCGUACUCUCCGACGAGAUGGACGUCGACGUUGUCAACAAACGGCAAGCUACACGCGUCUUCAAGAAGUCCAGCCUCAAUGGCAAGAUCACGGUCUACCUUGGCAAGAGAGACUUCGUCGAUCACAUCACGCACGUUGAUCCCAUUGACGGAGUCGUGCUGAUCGAUCCCGACUACGUGAAAGACCGGAAGGUGUACGGCCAUGUUCUGGCGGCGUUCAAGUAUGGCAGGGAGGACUUGGACGUCCUCGGACUGACAUUUCGUAAAGACCUCUAUCUAGCGGCGGAACAAAUCUAUCCCGUGCCGGGGUCUGAGAUGUCGCGACGGGAACUGACGCGACUGCAGGAGAGGCUGAUCAAGAAACUGGGCAACAAUGCGUACCCCUUUUACUUCGAGCUACCGCCUCACUGUCCCGCUUCGGUCACCCUGCAACCGGCACCCAGCGACACGGGCAAGCCCUGCGGCGUCGACUACGAAUUGAAAGCGUUCGUAGGUGACGCGCAGGACGACAAGCCGCACAAACGGAACUCGGUGAGGCUGGCUAUCAGAAAGAUUAUGUACGCGCCGUCGAAACAGGGCGAGCAGCCCUCGGUGGAAGUGAGCAAAGAGUUUAUGAUGUCCCCCAACAAGCUGCAUCUGGAAGCUUCCCUCGACAAGGAGCUCUAUCAUCACGGCGAGAACAUAGCUGUGAACGUACACAUAGCGAACAAUAGCAACCGAACUGUGAAAAAGAUAAAAGUGUCGGUCAGGCAGUUCGCGGACAUCUGCCUGUUCUCCACGGCGCAGUACAAAUGCAUCGUCGCCGAGGCCGAGAGCGAUAUAGGGAUAGCGCCAGGAUUUACCCUGAGCAAGGUGUUUUCUCUGAGGCCGACGCUUGCCGACAACAAAGACAAGCGGGGUCUUGCACUAGAUGGUCAGCUUAAACACGAGGACACCAAUCUCGCGUCUAGCACAAUGGAGGGCUGCCCGGUGGGACCGGGUUUCACGCUCAGCAAGGUGUUCUUCCUGACACCCCUUCUGGCCAACAACAAAGAUAAAUGGGGGCUCGCCCUCGACGGCCAACUCAAACACGAGGACACCAAUCUGGCGUCCAGCACCCUUGUGGUGGACCCGUCACAGCGCGAGAACCUUGGCAUAAUCGUCCAGUACAAAGUCAAAGUGAAACUUUGCCUCGGCGCCCUUGGAGGGGAACUAGUCGCGGAACUACCCUUCAUCUUGAUGCACCCGAAGCCAGAAGAGGAGGAACCAGCACCAUCUACGGCCCGACCAAAUACAAUACACCUAAAUAACAGUGGGGAAGCCCCAUUCGACGCGAACCUCAUUCAAUUGGACAUGGAGACUGAUGGUGACGACGACAUCAUCUUUGAGGAUUUCGCGCGUCUAAGGUUGAAAGGCGACACAGACGCUUAACCGUGUUCCGCUGACAUCCCGAAGCGUCCCGACAACCGUUUGACACCAGCUCAUUGCGCACAAGACGGAAACCGCACGACACCGCCGGUUAUAUCGAUACCAACGGUGCCGCAGCAGCAAACUUGAACGACGGUUAUUGCCGUUAACAUCAAGCACAAAAUGUCGCCGACCUCUUUCCACCGUUUUUUGGAAAGUACUAAAACUUCUUGAAAUAAUAGUUGGAUGCGAAGGAAUGCGAAGAGGGCAUUUAAAAAGAAAUUAAAAGGGAAUAAAGAGAAACAAAGAGAGAAUAUCGUGGGAGAGGAAUUGUGAAAGAAUUGCUUUGUGGACACAAUUUUUCCCGCGUUAACUGGAAACGAAUAGGCAACAGGGAGAAUUCUUCUCCAACAAUCGCCAUUUUUACCGAUCAUCGAAGAUGAGAUUACGCCAGAGUUAAAAAAUUUCGCUAGAGUGAAUGUUUAUCUCUUAAAGAACCGGAUUUAUCGGACGAUUGCUGUAGAAAUUAACUGAGCGACAAUUAAUUGUGUCGUUGUCUCGUGGCGCGUGUUCACUAUUUGAUCGCGACGAUCUCCAUUUGCGGAAAAAAGAAGCACGACGAAUUAGUUGGCGAACCUUUCAUUAAAUGUCAACGACACUUCACGCUUUGGCCCCGAAUACGGCAUCAAAGACUGAUAUUAUUUACGGAGAAUAUCCAAGAAUUCUAGCCAAUGAGACGUAUUUAUUGUAAAACUCUUAAUACCAAAAGAAAGCUGCUACUGUAAAAAAAGAAAAAAAAUUGUCAAAGAGAGAAAAAUUCAGUAUCUCGAUACUUGACGUUUUUUCGCUAAAAGAGAAAAAACAAAGACCAGCAAAAUUCGCAAUCAAUUCGUCAUCUGACGAGAUAAUCGAUCACGAGUGAAUCGCGAGUUAAUAAUAACUACGAAUUAAUUAAUUAGGGAAUAAACUAAUUCAAUAUCUAAUCGAUGCAAAUUCGAGGACGAGAGUCUUUCUAGAAAUAUCGAACAGCCGCUUUUAGCGGAAUUACGAUUGUUUAUAAGCACGGCCAGUACACUGUCUUUAAGUUGCGUCAGCGUAAGGGAUAAACUCUUACCAGUCUCUUUUAUUUUUUUUUUUUUUUGAGUUGACAGUUUCUACUUUUACGGACGAGUGAAUUAACGUGAGCUAAUAUCGUGUGGGCAGCAAACGCACGAGAAACGCAAGUCUAAUGCUUUUGUUCUCGAAGUAAUUUCGCGCCGAAUCGUCAUAUCACGAUUGUAAAUUAAACACGAACGAGAACACAAUUAAUCGCAGCAGUUGGAAACCGCGAGUCGUCCGAUUUGAGACUCUGUAGGACGAAAGGGAACGAAAGAAAAAAAUCACGCGUUUUAUAUUUCGUCGCGCUUCUCAGACACGUUGAAUUACUGUAAGAACAUGAUUCACGACAACGAGACGGUGAGAAACGAUCAGCGUCCUUAUAAACCUAUAAAAGGUUAAGACGGAACCAGUUCAGGAACGUUUAAUGGAACUCGAAGAGAGACGCGGAGACGCGACAACGUAAAGAGGAAACAUAGGAGACGACGUUUCGAGAUGCAGAGAUGUCAAUUCGUAGAUGUAUUUAUGAAUAUAAUUUUUAGAAUUUAUAUAUCGGUAGCCUCGCGCGUAAGAUUUGUAACAUUAAUCCGUUGCACCUCCCUCUCCUCCCUACGCCGAUUAUCCCGACCCCGAUUAUCCUCGAUUAGCCAAGCUAAUAAUCGAUCAAUUAAGUUAAAAAGAAAAACAGCGAGCACAGUUCAGUCGUAAGUAUUGUCCUCGGCAAAUAUCGAUUGUACUUUUCCUUAAGACUGCUCGUGAAUUCGAUUUGCAUUCGCGUUUGCGGCACGAUGUCAAGCCAGCGUGUCACACAAUGCACAAUUUCGUGCCUUUUAAUGUGCGAGUCGACACCGGCGCGCUGAGGGUUCAGUUCCCCGAAUGAAUUGCUAAAGCUAUAUGGGCCCGGACAUACAGAAAAACUUAAGCAGUAAGAAAAUUGGCCAAUUACAAUCGAUUAUUCUCUGGCCAUAAGCAAAAUCGUUGACUGUGAUUGGUCAAUUUUCUCACUGCUUAAGUUUCAUUGCGUAAGUUUUCUAUGUAUCCCCUCACACGAUGCACGACUUCGUGCCUUCUGACAUGCGUGCUGACUGGCAAUUUAGUUCACUGCAUGAAUUAAAAGAUCUACGCAGUGAACUGAGUUACGUGUCAGAAGACACGUCAAAAGUCGUGCAUUUUGUAUUUCCAGCUUUACAUGCAUGCAGGGGAUUUAUAAACUGAGCCGUCUACAAUGUCCAGAUCCUACACAUAGGAAAGUAAUUUUACCUUUUUGGGCACAGGUGCGUGUCCUAAACAUUUUUAUUGCUUUGGUCUUUAAACACGAAUAUUUAAACUUUCAACAUAAAGUAUAUAGAUAUCUAUCUUGAAAGGUAAAGUAUUUAAAGACCAAAACAAUAAGAACUACGAGUCUGAGCAAUGGCAUAUUUACCUUAAGCAUCAGAAGGGAUGAAAUCGUGUGUCGCGUGAGGCUAGUAAACCUUGACUCGCCGGAAUUUUAAGCAUCGUUUAGCAUUUCGAUAUCGAUAUCGCCUAAUUGAACCUCGGGCACAAAGACUUUUGCUACAAGACGACGAAGAGUGUUACGAAGAUCAUCAUCAGACAAACUACAUCGCUCGAAGGAAGUCACAUCACGGCGACAUCGCCUCGCGCGAAAUUACAUCUCUCGUCAUUUUUCCGAGAAUCCGUGGGAAACCGUUUUGUCACUCUCCCGCCCCUCUCCCUCCCCCUCAUUCUCGUUAGAUGCGGUUCGAGAACUGCAUUCUUAUUCAUUCCGAGGACGAGUAAUUAUAAGAAACGAACGCGCGCUUAUGACUUUAGCAUGUAGGUACGAGUCGUUGUUGAAUCUCGGAGUACUCGGAUUCUCGUGAAGAGAUGACGAUUCGCCAUCAAGCGUUAAUUUCCAAAUCUAAAGAAAGUCAAAGUCAACGAUGAACGGUCCACGUUGGCAACGAAGUUCAACGUAACGGCGACGUUAAUUACGAUGACGCAAUUUGCAGAGCCACGAAGAAACUAUAAGCAUUACAAUGUACAUGUAUAUACAUACGGGAGGCGAGAGAAAAUAGUAUUUUUUAUCACUGUAGCAUUUACAAACUGUAUUUAGACGAGGUAAUCAAGCGUAAUAGCCCGAAUAGCGUCUUUUCGCCGCGCGUUCUCGACGCGUCGGAAACGCACGGCGGGAGAAAUACGGGCGUGUUUCCCUUAUACCAAAGCCAACACGUUUCCGCUUUUUUCUUUUUUAAUGCUUCUCAAAAAAAAAAGUAUUAAUAGCAAAACCGCGAGAGUGAAUUAAAUCUGAAGGGAUCGAACGAGCACAGCUCUUUUUCCUGGUAAUCAAAAUGUUGGUCCAUUUCAUUAUUUACUUAUAUAAUUAUUAUUGAUUUUAUUAUUAUUGGUUAUAUAUAGACACAAGUGUACGUAAUUUUCUUAAAUCACCGAGAGUGUCACGCGGGGAUUUAUUUCGACUUUAUGUGUUUUGCAUUUAGUUCGACAUUAACAAGGUGUCAUCAAUUUUACUCACUUUCUCUCUCAUCAUCGAGAUACAUUACUUUAUUUGAUGCAACAUUAACGUAACCAGCGCGAGUCGCGCUUUUUUUUGAGGAGUUCUUUCACUGUUUAACUCGCUCUCGUAAGGGAAAGCCAGAACAUGCAUGUUCAACGAACGUAGCUGUUAUUUAAUUAAGGGAAAAAAAGUUCUUGCGAUUGUGGUAAAUGUCGAGUGCCGAUACUUCGAUUAUCGUUUUAGGCGUUUGAGCCACGUGUGUAAGUAUAUAUGUGCAGGCUUGUGUAUACAGUGAGAGUAUAUUUUACAUUCGCCCGAGGGCGCGCGCAUAUUUUUUAUAUGAUCGCAACGGUAGGCCGUUAUAAUGUUCUUAUUGUCUCACCCGAUAGGGCAAGAUACACAGAAAGAAUUACGCCGCACAAAACUGGCAGAAAUAAUUCAAGUCAAUAAAGUGGUGCCGUCUCUGUAACUGUACGAUCGUUUCCCUGCGAUAUGAAAGCACGUCACAUACAAAGUGUCGCAAAAAGAGAAUCGUGAAUCUUACCCGUAGGCUUUGAUUUGAAAUUUUAGCAAGAUUUUAGAACAGCUCCUUGGGAUGGGAAAGAUCCAAUCGUCGAUUGAUUGAUAUUACGCGUGAGGGACUCACAAUUGGAAACUACACGACGUGAAUCUUGACGUUCAAUUGUUUUAAAAACUUGCUGAAAUUGUAAAUCAAUUUUGAAGAAUUGUAACAAAGAUUUGUAAUCGAAGUUUCUGUAUACAAAUUACAUACUCGUGUUCAAAUAUAUAAUUAAUUUCGUUACAAUAAAAACAAAAGUGAAUGAACCAGACUCUUUUCUACGCCAACUUGCAUUACGAUUGUCUCGUUGUUGAACGUAAAACGAAUGUAAAUAUUUAAUAUUAAAAGCCGUACCGCGUUGACGCUAUUUUCGCUAAGGGACACAUCCAACGACAUAUCUGAUUUCUUCUCGCGUACGAAACGCGAUAGUUUUUGGGACACUCUGUAUCUAACGAAUCACAGUUAUCACAGCGAUAAGUAAAGCAAACGAUUACGCUUCUUCGGUGUAGCAUACUUUAUAUCGAAGAGCUCACAUUUCUCUCAUCUAUUUCGUUUAUCCGAAGAAAAAAUUGUACUUCCGUGCAAAUAGAGAAGACUUUUAGAAUUUUAAGUAUGACUGCAACAUAAAACAGUAUCGUGCAACAUAAAUCGACGCAAAUAAUUGAUUACACUGCGCAUAAUGGUAAAUGAUAUAAGCUAGAGGUAAGAGGAGGAGGAGAAGGACGAAGAAAGAAGCAAAGAGAGAAAAAAAAAGAGAGAAAGAAAUAGAAAUAUAGAAAGAGAGGAGAUUAUGCGCUCGUUUUUCUUGAGAGUGUGUAUCUGUAAUUAGUGUAAUCGAGUUUGAUGUACAAGUGUCGUGGUUCAUUACAGCUGUUACACGUGUAAAUCGUAAGAGAGAAGAGAAGGCCAUUAUUGCUACUUGUACAUUGCAAUAGAAAACGAUUUAUUUAUUGAAGCCGCGCGUUGUUAGUUAGCAACAGAAAGUCGUAUCGUUCAUGGUCGUUCGUUGUUCAUUCGUGAAUAAUCCGUUUUGUAUGUAAGAAAAAUUAUAAGAGAACUAACAAAGAAGAAAGCGUAAGAGGAAAAGAGAAAGAGAGAGAAAGUAAGUGCAAAUGAGUGAGUGAGAGUGAAAUGGAGCGAAAGCAGAAUGCGAGAGUGCGCGUGUGUGUGUGUGUAAAAGACACGAAGUAAAUUAUGCAUAAUGUAUAUGUAAAGAUCGUGUAUAUUCUCGUAUUGUAACUAGCUGUAAUAAUUUAAUAAAUCCUGUAUAUCGGAACUAUACACA